UCGGGCUGAGACUUCCGGUGAGUGGCCGAGGGUGGGGGGAAGAAUUUUAUUGCACUGAAAUCUGCAUGAGUUCCGGGAUUUGUGGCUUCUGGGCUCUGCGUUGGAACAGAAUCACUGGGAAACCGUCGGUAUUGAGCAUCCAGGGGAAGUCUGAGUGAAGAAUUCCUGGAAUAAACGAGGGUAAUCGAGUCUGAAGGAAAUGGUAACUGAUAAAAACUGAGAUAAUGGCAGUCUGCAUUGCCCAAGCCGUGACGGUCUCUCUGACAGGAAGUGACUCCUCGUUGUGCUGAGUUACCAAUAAAAGGACGAAAUGGAGACUGCUCAAUCUGCUGAGUUAGCCUGAGGCGCGGCAAGACUGAGGGAAGUCGGUGACGCGAUCCUAAACCCCAUUUCCCAGUUGCACUUUGGCAGUAUAUUCCGCGAUGGAGAAGAUGUCGCGGGUGACCACGGCCCUGAGCGGGGUGACCAUCACGGGUCGGACGAUGUUCUGCCAUCUGGACGCGCCAGCGAACGCCAUCAGCGUGUGCAGAGACGCCGCCCAGGUAGUGGUGGCCGGACGCAAUAUCUUCAAGAUCUACUCGGUGGAGGAGGAGCAGUUUGUGGAGAAAGCCAACCUGCGUGUGGGCCGCAAGCUGUCCCUCAACUUCAGCUGUGCCGACGUGGUGUGGCAUCAGGUGGAGGAGAACCUGCUGGCCACGGCAGCCACCAACGGUGCGGUGGUGACCUGGAACCUGGGGAAGCCGUCUCGCAACAAGCAGGACCAGCUGUUCACCGAGCACAAACGCACGGUCAAUAAAGUCUGCUUCCACCCGACCGAGGGCUACAUGCUGCUGAGCGGCUCCCAGGACGGCUACAUGAAAUGCUUCGACCUCAGGAAGAGAGAGUCUGUCAGCACCUUCUCAGGUCAGUCAGAGAGUGUGCGCGAUGUCCAGUUCAGCAUCAGAGAUUACUUCACAUUUGCUGCUUCGUUUGAAAAUGGUAAUGUUCAGAUCUGGGACAUCAGGCGCCCAGACAGAUACGAGCGCAUGUUUACAGCACACAACGGGCCCGUAUUCUGCUGUGAUUGGCACCCAGAUGACAGGGGUUGGCUGGCCACCGGAGGCCGCGAUAAAAUGGUAAAGGUGUGGGACAUGACGACGACGCGGGCCAAGGAGAUCUACUGCGUGCAGACCAUCGCUUCGGUGGCGCGUGUCAAGUGGCGCCCGGAGAUGAAGUACCACCUGGCCACCUGCUCCAUGAUGGUGGAUCACAAUAUCUAUGUGUGGGACGUCCGCCGGCCGUACAUUCCCUUCGCCAUGUUCGAGGAGCACAAGGACGUGACCACGGGGAUCGUGUGGCGUCACAUCCACGAGCCCUACUACCUGCUCUCGGGGUCCAAGGACAGCACGCUAUACCAGCACAUGUUCCGGGACGCCAGUCGGCCCGUCGAUCGGGCCAACCCCGAGGGCCUGUGUUACGGGCUGUUUGGCGACCUGGCCUUCGCCGGCAAAGACAGCCCGUUUUCCACCGACUCCAACCACAAGGCGUACGGCGGAGACCGACGCUACCCCAUCUUCUUCUUCAAGAAGCCGGAUUUAUCGGAACAGUUUGCCAAUGUGUCGAGCGCUCUCAGCGUGUUCGAGACCGAGGCCGGCAGUAACUCCAUGGACUGGUUCGUGCAGACGGCGCGGCAGUACAUCCUGACUGGCCGGCCACUGGCAGAGCUCUGCGACCACAACGCCAAAGUGGCCAAAGAGUUGUACCGUUUCCAGGUGGCUCAGACGUGGACAAUGCUGAGGAUUGUCUACUCUAACCCAGGGGCCAUCGCUCCUGUCAACCUGAACCAGAGUAUCGGCAAGAGUGGAGCCCUGCCUCUAAUGAACAGUUUUAAGGAGAUCUCGGCCGCCCUGGGGAACGAGGCCAGGCUGGAGAGAGGGAAGUCGGAGAACUGGCAAGAGAGUAAUCAUUUAGAUUCCUCCAACCCUUUAAUUACUGCAAAUGAAGAGAACGAGGAGACUGAAGGCAGCGACGUGCCAGCUGAUUACUUCUUUGGAGAUGUGGAAGGAGAUGAAGAUGACUUAUAUAUGGUCGACCACGAGAACGCUCCUGCAGAGGAGCAGGAUUAUGUUCUCCCUCAGGAAGCAUUCCCGCUCCGGCAUGAGAUCAUCGAUAACCCUUUGGCGCCGGACCACCUGCAGGAGAAAGUGGAUUCUCCACACGUCAGCGGCAAUGAAGCCGAGACCGUGUGCUUAACUCCCAUCGAAUCCUUUUCCCUGAUGUUAAUCUCUCAGCCUCUGUACGAUGCCUUCCUGCCCUCCGAUUACUUCAACCCACUGGUCAGAGACAUGCUGCAUUACUAUGCAGAGCAAGGAGAUGUGCAGAUGGCUGUGUCAGUCCUCAUUGUACUCGGUGACCGAAUACGCAAGGAAAUUGAUGAGCAGACACAAGAGCACUGGUACACUUCCUACAUCGACGUGCUGCAGCGCUUCAAACUGUGGAACGUCUCCAACCAAGUGAUCAAACUGAGCACGUGCAGCUCCAUCAACUGCUUAAACCAGGAAUCCACCACCCUGCACAUCAACUGUAGUAACUGUAAACGGCCAAUGAGCAGCAAGGGCUGGAUCUGUGACAGGUGCCGUCAGUGUGCCAGUAUGUGUGCUGUUUGCCACCAGGUGGUGAAAGGGCUGUUUGUCUGGUGCCAGGGGUGUAGCCACGGGGGACACUUGCAGCACAUCAUGAACUGGCUGAGGACUAGAUCCCAUUGCCCGGCUGGCUGCGGCCACCUGUGUGAAUACACCUGAAACAGGCAGUGCCAGCACCUGGCAGUGCCAGCCCAGCACAACAACUGCUCUCCCACUGGAUGUGAGUCUCUCUGCCAUGUUUCCCAACACUUUAUACACAUCAACAACAAGCUCCAGCCCCAACAAGGAAUAAUCAUUAAAGGUUAAAUAGUUUACCCUGAAAUUCUUUUAACUAGUCAAAUGGAAAAACUGUUGCUGUGUUAUCUGUUUGCAAAUUGUUUUAAGAUGCGUUGGAAUUUUGCAUGGACACAAAACCCAUUUUCUUUCUCUGCCUCAGUGGCUUCUAUCUGUUCGGAUCAAUUACCAAAAGGGAUUUCACUACAGAUCUAUCUGAUGGUCCGCACUAACACAAUGACUUGCUUAUUGAGUAAAUAUCCUUCCUAGUGAUGAAUGCACCAUUCACCCAUUGUCCAGAUGUUUACAGAUGAAACUUGAUCCUUAGAUUCCAAACAACAAGAAUCUUAUUGAAGUGACUGACACCAUUGCAGGGUUGGUGUUGGCAUUUUGCUGUCUUUCUCCAUUCGCUUCCAUCUUGUGCAGGCAGCAGGCACCAACCUUCCCAGGACUAACCUUGUGUCUCCCCAAUUGAAUAGUUACGUAGAGACUUGUGUAAAGUUUAUGAGUGCUGACAUAUCUCUAAAGUUGCCUUUCAUAUUGUUUUGUAUAAGGUAAGUAUAUGUACAGUAGCAAAGGGGAAUUAUGAGUAAAACAGUGAAGGGUUUGAAUCUGCAGCAAAGUAAAAUCUGAGCGGUUUGAGUUGUGGGGAGACUCUGUUCCUGUUGAGUGGCCUUGGGGAUUCAGAGCCUUGGGGAGGGGGUCUCAGGGAGGGUAUCCUAUAUGGUGUAAUCCAUUGGCCAAUUGCAAGUUCAUGCCCCAUCGAGAUGAUUCACUGUGUUUAGAAUCUCUGUGCCUUGUCCACAUCGGUCACAUCCACUUCAGGGGGAAACAUCAACUUUUAAUGUCUGUGCUAUAUACUGCGGGGAAGACAAAGGAGAACCCAAACUUUCUACAUCCAACAUUCGUUGACCAGGGAGCGAAUUCUGUGAUAUGAAUUUGAUUUUGUAACUCGCCCUGGCCAUUUUGAAUGUUUGGGGAUUUCCUUCCCAAACCCAGUCUAAAGUCAGCACACUCCUGUUGGUGCCAAUUCACAGGCUUUCGUGGAAGGUAACACCUACUGGCAGUCAACAAAUGUACCUUAAAGUGUUCAAAACAUUCUUGUCUGCAUAAAGCAUUGUAAAGAUUUGAUCUUUGCACUGGGUACAACUCCAACUGGGAAAGAGCCUGUUUCACUCUCACCCUUAAUACUUUGAGCCAAGAGCUGAAUAUCCAGUGGGUAUAAUCUAUGCCACAAAGCAGCAAUACACAUUAGAGUGAUUAAUUAUUUAAUAGAUCUACCACCAUAUGGGACAGUUGCAGUUCUUAAUCUUGUUAGAAAUCUCAAUAAAAAAAUAUUGCCAUUGCCAGCUACUGAGUUUAAGCAAAAGGAUAUAUAAUGUGUUGCUCACAGGUCUGUCCUCUCAUUGUAAUGGGCUGAAAUGGAAGUUUUUUUUAACAAAAGGGAAAGGCAGACACAGCAGUUCAGAAACAAACUGAACCUGAGAUUUCAGGAUAAACUACUUUGAUUGUAGUGAAUUCCAUUUAGUGGCUUCAUUUUGAGAUUUUGUUUGUUGAUACAAGGAUGUUGUAUAUAGUUACACACAUUCCACAAGUGAGGAAAACCUCACAGCCCAAAAGGGUUUCUAUUAUUUUACAAAUUGUAAUGAAAUAAAGUUUGUUCUUUACUUGA
This is a messenger RNA of Callorhinchus milii (elephant shark), 4566 nucleotides long. RefSeq names its product WD repeat domain 24 (gene wdr24). Gene Ontology annotation, biological process: positive regulation of TOR signaling. The record is from RefSeq and is a predicted model, not a curated record. NCBI's taxonomy places the organism in Eukaryota, Metazoa, Chordata, Chondrichthyes, Chimaeriformes, Callorhinchidae. Gene Ontology annotation, molecular function: protein binding. Bases 423 to 2780 code for a protein of 785 amino acids. The transcript is spliced from 10 exons.